Molecule: messenger RNA, 2407 nt
Organism: Dinoponera quadriceps
Lineage: Eukaryota; Metazoa; Arthropoda; Insecta; Hymenoptera; Formicidae
Product: G patch domain-containing protein 2-like
Exons: 5
Coding region: 422-1933 (503 amino acids)
Source: RefSeq, a predicted model, not a curated record
GAUGUUACGUUGACGAUUUGUUUUGACCCCCUCCUCGACGAUCGACGUGCCAUCGACGUCUUUUCGCUCGCACCAUACGCGCCUUCCUAUCGCUCGGGCGUGUUUGACGAUCGCUUAUCGGCGCGCGUUGUCCUAUCUCCGAUGAUUGGAUUAACAGUUCCGUUAACGAGAGUUGCGGUGAACGCGGUCGGGAAUGAACGCUCGCGCGAAGUCGAGCUAAUAUUGUAGCUACGGUAGAAAUAUGCUCACCGUGGUCGUACCGGGCGUAGGAUGUAGCCGAGUAUACCAGUUGGAGGUGUGAUUGAGAAUCCGACGAUUGAUCCCGUCCUGAUUAUUUACAUGGGCGUUGCGACUCCCACGAGAGUCCGGUCGAUUUUUCUUAUCGUUCGCGCGAUAACGAAAUCAGCAUGAUUUGUUUCGAAUGACCCGACGCCCUUGGGAAAGGACUGCAAAGUUCCGGAGUCAAGAUAAUCUUUUAUUUAAAAAACGCGUCCUUCAAAUGGAGCGUGUUUUGAAGGCUGUACCGGUGGAUUUAAGAGUAAAAAUGGAGGCCCUCGUGCACGAUUUGACUUUGGCACUGGAGGAGAGCAGCAACAGUGCGAAUCUCAGGCGCAGAUGGGGCAUCAGGAGAAGAGCUCGAUCCACAGGAAAUAUUCCGGCCUUAAGCAUGAAUAAACAUUCGGACGACAGCUCAUCUUCCAUCUGCGACAUUCGUAUUCCAAAAACCGCCAAUGUUUCAAAAUACCAGUCUGACAGCGACGAUACGAACCAGACGAAGCGUUUCGCGCGUUUCUCAAACUUGAAUAACGCCAGCAAUAUCGAGAGCGACUCGGUGAACGAGAAUUUCGUACCGAGGGCGAACACAAGACGCAAAAGAAAAUUCAAGAGAAUGUCAGUCGACUCCGACUCCAAUGCGUCUACCUCCCAAGCGGUCACGAUUAUGUCAACCACGUUCGGCGGAAAAAAACGUAUUUUUCGGAACGAUGGCAAAAACAGAUACAGCGCCAUAUGGUGCGGGAAGCGGAAGAGGUCGUGUAGAGAGCGUUCGAUAGAUUGCGAGAUGAGAGUAUCCAAGCCGACUAGAAAUGCGAAAUCCAAAAAUCGAGGCAAGAUGCAGGACGAAGACACCGUUGACUGUUCGCGUAUAUCAAGCUCUAGCAUUUCAUCCAGUGACUCGGAAGCAGGUCUCAUCACCAACGACGAGGAUAGAGAAGGAGACGACGAACAGUCGGAUUGGAUCGGGGAAUCGAGCUGGCGGGAGGACGGGGAGAGCACGAGCGACGACAAGAUCACGUCGGACUCGACUUUACAAAUGAUACUGCACGGUGGAUACGAGCACUCGGUAGCCGAGGCCAAGAGGAACUACAGACAAAGAAUACAACGCAUUCGUGAAGGCCUCAGCGGCAGGGAGAUCCGCGCCGGGCGACGUCACGUCGACAACAAGCCCGGCUACUCUAUCAUAACCUCCGCCAACGAGAAGGUAUCGCGAUUCCUGCAGGAUCCGACUCAGAGCGAGUUGAAGCUGCACCCCAUGCGGCAACCGGAACGCGAGAAGCUGCGUCGACUCGCCAAUCUGUACAGUCUGAGCUUAAAGGGCGACCUGGGCUGCCCGAUCUUGUAUAAAACGCGACACACUACGCAAGCCGUGUGCGUGGACCAGGUGUCGUUGAACCGAUUCUCGGACUACAAGAGACUACGCAAGACACCGCCGAAUUCGCCAAACCCGGACUCCACGAUGGAGACACAGGAGCCUGAGGUCGGCAGUGCGAGUUUCGAUCCGCCUCAGAUCGUGAAUCAGACGCAGGGCACAACGCCCGUACAACCGCAAACUGCACAGACGUUUUCACCGUUCGAGUGGGAGACUGAAAACAUGGACGUCGAGGUGCACGGAAAGCCUAAGUUCCCCGACUUCGGGCACUCCAAGUCCAGUUAGGCGCACCGAUAUUUAUUGUCAUACCUAUUUUUUUUUUGUAAUAAAUUAUUUAUACACAGAGUGUGACGGGAUCAAUGGUACGACGAGAAAAAAGAAAGCGUUUGCUAUAUAGGAUGAGUCGUUCCUAAGAUUAAGUAUCUUGUAUGAAACAUUCUACCGCGCAUUUUUUGAUUUAUUCUUUACACGAGGAAUCACUCGCUCCGUUCAUUAUGUCAUUAAUCCCACCACAUUCAUGAUGUAUACACACAUAUAUAUAUAUAUAUAAUUACUAUGAUUUGUAUAGACUUAUAUCUUGUAAAAACCGAUGUUAUUAUCUGUAAUCAUGUAUUGUAAGCAUUAGGGAAACUUUAAUAUGAGAAUUUCUUGCAGUAUAUUUAAAAUUGUGAAACACAUUUACAAUUACAAUGAAUCAUGUACGAUAUACUAUACAAAUCAACAUUGGGAACUGUAAUAUAACUAGAAUUGUGGUAAGAA